GUUCGAUGAGAGUGGUGAUAAUGCGGAUGAAGAGAUGAGCCAGAGAAGGAGGAGGUUGUGGCGUGUGGCUCCAGUUUUUGUCUCGGAAUGGGAAAAGUGGUUGGAUGAGCAGAAGAAGCUGGCUAAUGUUUCCUCAGACUCUCCAGUGUAUUUGUCUCUGCGUUUGGACGGGCGUGUAAGAGGAAGUGGAGUGGGUUAUCCUCCAUGGCAAGCCUUUGUUGCACAGCUUCCUCCGGUUAAAGGAAUGUGGACCGGUCUUCUUGAUGGUAUGGAUGGUAGAGUGUAG
Microthlaspi erraticum is the source of this 286-nucleotide messenger RNA. NCBI's taxonomy places the organism in Eukaryota, Viridiplantae, Streptophyta, Magnoliopsida, Brassicales, Brassicaceae. The record is from the annotation of a GenBank genome assembly.